Penaeus indicus is the source of this 5149-nucleotide messenger RNA. It is a transcript of the gene CYLD, whose product is annotated as ubiquitin carboxyl-terminal hydrolase CYLD-like. Gene Ontology annotation, cellular component: cytosol. Gene Ontology annotation, biological process: protein K63-linked deubiquitination. The transcript is spliced from 18 exons. NCBI's taxonomy places the organism in Eukaryota, Metazoa, Arthropoda, Malacostraca, Decapoda, Penaeidae. Gene Ontology annotation, molecular function: K63-linked deubiquitinase activity; cysteine-type deubiquitinase activity. The record is from RefSeq and is a predicted model, not a curated record. The coding region runs from base 173 to 2569 and encodes 798 amino acids.
UUAUUAUUGUAGGAACUUAUUAGCUUAUUAUCUUGUUUAUAAUGUCAAUGAUAUAGUCAGAAAAGUAUCCAGCCCCAUCAGUUGGUCAGGAGAACUACAUGGUGUAAAGUGGACAUCUGUGGGCUCCGAUUAAAAACAAUUACUUACAAUUAAGGGUUUGGAGGUUAAACAGAUGGGAGGCAUUGAUGUGUGGGAGCAGUCUUUUAAGACUUAUGUAGGACAGCAAGAAACAAUGGAAAGUGGGCGUCGCAAAGCACAUCCCAGCGGAGGCAAAGGUUUAAGUGAGGAGUGUGGAGUUAGUGUUGGAGACCGUGUCGUGUGGUUAACUGAGGAGUAUCCUGAGCUGGGUUGGGUGCGCUGGACAGGGAAACAACCAGGCUUAGAUGGCAGCCCGGGUUGGAUGGUUGGAGUGGAGUUUGACCAUCCAGUAGGUAACGACAACCACAGAGUCAAUGGCCGUCAGCUCUUUGAUGCCAAAAUGAACCAUGCAUCCUUAUUGCCUGUCACAAGUCUAAUGAAGGCUGAAGAUUUUCUAGGUUCUGAAGCCCUUAACGUGGAACACCACAGUGGACGUAACUCUAGUGGGAAAAGACCUGCCCACCUCACCUCAAAGGGAGAUAACCAGUUGGGAAGUGACAUCUCCAGUAUGACGCCCUUCCACCUCCUGGCCUACGAGCAACUCUCUGCCUCCGGCCAGCGCAACUCCGACCCUCCGCCGCCUUACUCCGAGAAGGAAGACUGGGAGAUCCUGCCGCACAUGACCUAUUCCGUGCAGAAAAAUAUGUUGUCCAGCAAUAAGGAAACCCUCCACGACCACAAAUCCCGCCAGAGAGACAAGGGCAAGAUCCUGAACCGAAACCUCGACAAGAAGAACAACAAGUGGAAGUCUCCCGGCACAGGCACGAGGGCCACUAAUGUCAAUGCCGAUGUGGACCAGAAUUCUCCGAUCGGGGGCUUCGGCGAUAACGACUUCCCCGUGAACCCCCUCUACCAUUUGUCGCUUCACGGAAUCGACCAAUUGGAAGUUGUGUCAGACGGCGAUGGAAGUGUGUACGAGACUCCAGAGGGUAGCGUAGAAGGGACAGAAGAGGAUCUUGACAUUGGGUCACUGGUGGAGGUCGUCAUUAAGGAGGUCCCAAGGUUUGGUGUCAUACGUUGGAUUGGCACUGUGCCAGGAGACAAAAAAGAGGGACGGAAAGUUGCUGGAGUGGAAAUGGAAGAUGCCGAGGAUGGCUUGUCCGAUGGAACAUUCAGCGGAAAGCGGUAUUUCACGUGUGCGGCUGGGAAGGCGUUAUUUGUCCCACUGCGCAUGUGCCAUAGGGACAGCCGCUUCCUCGAGUCCAUAUCGUCCAAUCCAAGAGCCAGUCUUGGGUCCUCAUCCAGAGCUUUUGGCAGUAUGGAUUGUCAACCAGUAGGUGGGAGUGUUCCUCCAUUGUCGACACCAGAAGAGGUGCGAGCGAUGUUUGGCAAGAACCGAGGCAUUCAAGGUCACCAGAAUUCAUGUUAUCUUGAUGCCACACUCUUCAGCAUGUUUGCGUUCACCAGUGUUUUUGAUAACCUGCUGUUUCGACCUCCAACGCCUCAGGAUAUAAAAGAGUAUAAUGAGGUCCAAAGAGUGUUGAGGGAGGAAAUUGUGAAUCCUUUAAGAGCAAAUCUCUUUGUGCGUGCUGAUAGAAUUAUGAAGCUGCGUACAAUGCUUGACCAUCUCUCCUCUGUACGAGGCCUGACCACAGAGGAAAAAGACCCGGAGGAGUUUCUGCAUUCCCUUCUUGCACAGAUCUUGCAGGCUGAGCCACUGUUACAGCUCUCCUCAGGACAAGAAGCAUACCACUACCAACUCUUUGUGGAUAAGGACGAGAAGCUGAACCUGCCGUCAGUUCAGACGCUGUUCGAUCAGUCCUUUCUUACCUCAGAUAUCAAGUUGAAGCAAGUUCCGUCCUGUUUAAUAAUCCAGAUGCCAAGGUUUGGAAAGGAUUACAAGAUGUACCCAAGAAUAUUACCUUCCAUGGUUUUAGAUGUUACUGAUGUUAUUGAAGAUUCACCUCGCCAAUGUAUCAUCUGUGGGAAGCUUGCAGAAUAUGAGUGUCGAGAGUGCUUUGGCCAGUGUGGGUCAGGUCUGGAGAGUAUUGCAUUCUGUGCCAAGUGCAUGGAUAAGGUCCACAGCCAUAAGAAAAGGGGAAGUCAUGGAUCAACCCGAAAACUGAAAGUUCCCCCAGACUUCCAGAUGUUAGCAGACCACUGUGGAUCCAUUCCGAGAGUGUACAUGGAGCUCUUUGCUGUAGUGUGCAUUGAGACAUCGCACUAUGUGGCUUUCACACGGUGUGGUUCAGGUGCUGAUGCCACUUGGUGCUUCUUUGAUUCCAUGGCUGACAGGAAAGGGGAACAACAUGGCUACAACAUCCCAACAGUAGUAGAGUGCGGAGACCUCAUGCAGUGGGUGGGAGAGGAAGGUAGCCAGAUGCUCCACGCUGUCACUGACAACAAAGCCCUGCCUGACCUCCCCCGACGCCUACUCUGUGAUGCGUACAUGUGCUUCUAUCAGAGUCCCAAAGUCAUGAUGUAUAGAUAAGAUAUAUGAGGUUUUUGCAGAAUUGCAGUGCAUUUUUUCAGCAUAAUUGCAAAAAUGUUGAGGAGAUGAAUGUGUGAUAAUGGGUAUUGCCCCCUCCCUAGCUGUCUUUAAUAAGGUGUUCAGUAUUGUUGAAACUCUAACCAGUGUUGCAGAAACUCACACAAAUCAAAAGAAGAAAAAUAGAGCACAAAGCUUCUUAUUCAUAGUAGCUGUUUGAUCUGUGGUUUGCAUAACCACCGUAGGGAGCCAAUUGCACUAACCCAGUCUUAUGCAUUGCCUGAUUAUAGCAGCACUAUUACUGGGUCAGGCACGGAUGCCCUUCAGCCUUUAACCAGAAUACCAACUUGGUGGCAAUGUUUGUCUAGGGAGAUUUCUAUUUACUGUUUUAAAAAUUCUAUCUUGAAUAAGAUUACAAGUACCAGCUUGGUGGCAAUGUUUAUCUAGGGAGAUUUCUAUUUACUGUUUUAAAAACUCUAUCUUGAAUAAGAUUAUAAGUCCUGCAAAGUGAAUUGGUUAUUGAACUGAGAGUUAUGGUUGGAGCAGAUUAUGAAUGGUACAUGGAUAUUGCAUCUUAUUCUAAGUGGUGAAAGUUGCCAUCAGGUCUUUUUCUGCUUUUUGGAUCCUUUUAAAUGUAAUGUGCUUCUUUGAUUUUGAAAUUUGAACUGUAUAUGGAGUAAAGAGACAAAUUUCCAGAAGGCAGGUGAGGCAGCACUUAAUUUGCUAUGACAUUCAUGUAGUCAAGUGUCAUGAAUACCAUGACUAGAGAUAAGUGUUCUGUUGUUUAGCUUUAUGUGAGUAAAAGCUACUAAUAUGCUAGUCCAGAUUAAUUUUUUUUAUCCUUUUCUUCAGGAGUAGGUGAGAACUAUGUAUCAUGCUUAUGUAGUAAAUGAUCUGGUGUUAAAUACAAUAAUUAUCUGUCUCUUGAGGUCUGGUGCAAAGGGUUAUAUAUACUAGAUGUAUUUUUUUUUUUUUUUUUUUGUGGUUGCUGAAUGAACUGAAAUUUUCUUGUUAUCACAAAAGCUUACCUCAGUUAACAUAGCCAUACACUGAGCAGUGAGUUUCCUAUUGAGAAGGGGUUUGAGUACCAUGCAAGCUGGAAUUUUUUCUUGAAAGUUAGUAGAUAGUUUUAAUAUUUUCCUUAAAAGUGAACUGGCUGUAUGUUAUUUUGUAAUAUGAGGAAUUUGCAUGAUUUUUCUGUCCUUUUAGUUUCAAAUUGCAGCCAUUUUUAUACUCCCUAGUGGAUGUGAUGACGAUGUAUGUCGGUGGUUAACAGACUUUUCUAGCCACAUUUUGGGCUACGUGUCAUGUCUCCUUGCCAUGACCUGAUCACCCCCCUCCUUUUGCUGCCACCUGUACUUUUGUCACCAUUUAUCAAUAACUGAAUGCAUCACAUUUCCAUUGCAUACAUUGUAUACAUGUUUACUGGCAUUAAGAGGAUAUCAUUUGUAUUAGAUCAUAUAUUUUGUAGACUAUAUAGUAUAUGGAAACAAAAGGAAUAAUGUAAUGUUUUCACUGCAUCAGCCAGGAAACAGGGAGUUAUAAAUUUUAGUUCAAUCUUCUAAAUUCCAUCUAUUGUGAGUUUUAUGUGCACAAAGUAAGAGACUCUAAUCUACAAAUAUUAAAAGGGAAUAAAAAUGUAAACUACAGCCUGGAUAGAUAUUCUUAGGCCUCAUGCAAGUUUCAAACAUAAACAGCAGUCAGUUCUGCUGAAUUGUACAACAUUUACUAGGUAGUCUUGAAUUUGUGAUAGUUUAUGAAAUGUAUAAAAUUUUAAUGAGACAUGAAUAUAGAGUUGGUUUUGCAGAUUUUUCCUUGUGUAGCCCCGGCUGUUGUGAACUUGUACCCCAAGGUGUAUAUACACCACUAUUUAGGAACAGCUUCAUUAUCUCACAUACUUUAAUUGUUUAAUUUUUGGAAGGCAAGUAUUUUGAUUUUAAGUGUAUUACCCUUUGAAAAGCACUUGAUUCAAGCAAUAUAUAUUCUCAUAAGUCAGAAAGUGAGAAGGUAAUUAUUUUUUUUAUAUUUUGGUGUAAUUUCAUGGAUUUAUUUUGUUUUGAAAAAUACUUUCAACAAGCAAGUGAUGAUAUCAGUGUGCCUGCAGAGAAGCAGGAAUGAAGUGAGUGAUGGGAAGAGAAGGUAAUGUUUGUCAAAGGCCAGAAAAAAAAAAAAAAAAAAAAUGAAAAGAAUGAUGGGGAAAAAAAUAAGAAAAUAUAUACAUGUAUAUUCAUUUACAAAUACUGGACAGGAUUUAGAAUUUUGGGGCCCUAAAGUUUAUGAAGCUUGGGAGCCCCUCGUAAAGUGAAAAUAGGGUUGUGUAAAACAUGAGAACAUUGAUAUUUUUUAAUAUGUAGCAUAAACAAAUAAGUCAAUUUAAAGCAGUACAUAAUAUAUUCUAAAGGGCCACCAAAACUGGGAGGGCCCUUGAAAUGUGAGGUCCUAAGUAGUAACUUUGUAAUGUUUUGCCAAUGAAUUCCAGCCAUUUUUUUUUAUUUCCUCUGUCUUGGAAUAUUGUCCCCUUUCUUUAAUGUCUAUAUCUAGAUGUCUAACUUAUUAAAUGGUCAUAUGACCUACCAACUAUCA